UUUACGACAACACAGUUGGCGAGUUACAAUGGAUCCGUCGAGGCAGCCAAAAUCUUUACUGAAGCAGAACUGGAGAAGGCCACAAACAAUUACAAUGAAGAGAGAAAAAUUGGUGAAGGUGGCUAUGGAGUAGUUUACAACGGAAAUUUGUCCGCAGAUCAUCAUAACAAAGUGGUCGCCAUAAAAAAGUCCAAAGUUAAUUCCCCAAUUACUGAGACUCAGAGUCUAGAGUUUGUUAACGAGGUGAUUGUUCUUUCCCAAAUCCACCAUAAAAAUGUUGUGAGGCUCCUUGGCUGUUGUUUAGAGACUCAAACGCCUAUACUGGUUUACGAGUACAUUUCCCAUGGCACUCUUCAUGAUCACAUUCAUAGAAAAGACAACAAAUACCCACGACUUCCAUUGGACUUGCGGUUGAAGAUAGCAGCAGAUACUGCAGAAGCACUCUCAUACUUGCACCACUACACUGAGCCCCCAAUCAUACACCGAGAUGUUAAAGCAAUGAACAUACUACUAGACCACAAGUACACCGCAAAAGUUGCAGACUUUGGAGCUUCAAAAUUGGUUCCGGAUCAAGAUGAAGGCCAACUAUCAACUUUGGUGCAAGGGACACUCGGAUACUUGGACCCUGAAUAUCUUCAGUCCCACAUACUAACAGAAAAGAGUGAUGUGUAUAGCUUCGGAGUUGUCCUGGUGGAGCUAAUCACAAGCCAAAAGGCACUAUCCUCAAACAAAAAGUCGGAGGUUGACAGAAACCUAGCAAACGCUUUUGUUCACGCAAUGAAGGAGAGCCGCUUGAAUGAAAUUCUUGAUGCUGAAAUCGCCAAGGAAGGAGAAGGGUUUGAGAAAGUCGUAGAAACAGUGGCAGAUCUGGCAAAUAGAUGUUUAAGGUUAAGAGGGGAGGAAAGGCCGUCGAUGAAAGAAGUAGCGGUGGAGCUCGGGGGAUUAUUGAAAGUUAUGGGAAAGGAUUCAGAUGAGGGGAAGGCUGAUUUCAAACGAUCUCCCCAAGAGACCGACCACUUGCUUGGGUCACCUGCUAAUUUCGUUGCGGAUAUAAGUAGUGCAGAGUACGACCACAGCAUGCAAACUCAACACAUCCAAAUGGUAAAGCCUUAUGGUGAUGGCCGAUAG
Molecule: messenger RNA, 1128 nt
Organism: Prunus avium (sweet cherry)
Lineage: Eukaryota; Viridiplantae; Streptophyta; Magnoliopsida; Rosales; Rosaceae
Source: RefSeq, a predicted model, not a curated record